Messenger RNA from Coregonus sp. 'balchen', 1965 nucleotides. NCBI's taxonomy places the organism in Eukaryota, Metazoa, Chordata, Actinopteri, Salmoniformes, Salmonidae. The record is from the annotation of a GenBank genome assembly.
AUGAGUUCAGAUAAUGGGGAUAGUACAGUUGGAUUAGAGCUGGAUGAUUUAUUUGGAAUCGACAAGUUAAACUGGACAUUUGAGAAGGAUGCAGUCUCCCCUCUUUUCGACAUUGGAUUGACCGAAUUAGGUGUGGGUGACGCAACAGAUCAAGAUUUUUGGCUCGGCACAUCCAGGACCCCAUCGCCCGAAGGAGUGUCUGCUGGUCAGAAAAGGAAGUGGAGAGAUGACCCGUCUGGGCACAUGAUCAACAAAAAUGCCAUCGCUGCGCGAAUGAAUCGUCUGAAAAAGAAGGAAUACGUGAACGGGCUGGAGAAUAAAGUUGGGUCUCUGUCGUCAGAAAACCGCAUACUCAAACAGGAAAACGUCCAAUUGAAUAAGCGGGUAGAAGAGUUGGAAGAUGAGACGAGGUACCUGAGAGCCGUGUUGGCCAACGAGAGCAUGUUAGCCCAGCUGUUGUCAAGGCUGAGCGGUGUGAACGGCAUGAAAUUAUCUUCCUCGCUUUUCCAGGGGUCCAACAAGAACGACGACCACGAUUAUGCCUUGCCCAGGAAACGUGUGAAGGUGGAGGAGAAGGAGACCUCUGGCGGCGUCUGUCUGCACGUGGACAAGAACAACGUCUCAGUGGAGUUCUGCACUAAGUGUGCAGAGAGUGCAAGCACGUCACUCAAAAUGUAGGGUCAAGUACUUUUAUCUGUUUUCAGAUGUUGAGACUGAACCUGAUUAACUUCAGAGUAAUGAACGUCAGGGGAAUUUGUGAACACUGUUAAAACUAUUUGAGAACAUUACUUAAGAAAUGUUGAAUGAUUUUGAGCAUGUGUGAAAAAUCUUAUGAAACCAAUGAUUUAAGUACACGUUACUCGUUAAACCUUGUUGCCAGUUUUCUUCUAGGUGAUGAUUGUUCUACCAUGCUGGAUGAAUGGGUUACAGAACGUCCCUGUCUGCUUGGCUCCAUGGUAAGGAUCUCAGAUCAAGAAAAGCUGAUGAUUUGAUCAAUUCUAAGAUGUGUUUUUCAAGUUUUAUUUCAAGUUUUAUUUAUCUUAGUCUACACCAGCGGCUUUUUAAAGUAACAUUAAGUUUACACUGGAACAUAUCUUUCCGUCAUAGUUUUUGAGUAAUUACUUAAAUAUAUGUUUGAAGGUCUUUUCUUUUAAGUUCUAUGCAUCACGCAUAUAACCUGUAAAUAUUAAAUCAAACUGAUUGCACUCCCAAAUAUAAAGAAAUGGGGUGUUGUUGAAUUUAAGUCAAGCUUCAUUGUAAUCGUUAAAAAAAAAAAUGUAAAUAGAGUACAGUGAGGUUUCACAAAGAGUUUUCAUAGUAUACGAUUAUUAGUUAAUAUUGGCUCUCAAACCAGAAUGGGUAAAAACAACAAAUAUAAAUGGUUACCAUGGUUUGGUUAGAAAUAGUCUUUUUGUGAAACGUCACUAUUCUGCUGAAGGAUGUUUUCAUUUAGCGCCCCUAUUUUUCUUUAUUGCUAAAGUGGAUUCUGCUGUUGGGGAAGCUGAAGAGGCGGGACCCGCUGCUGCCAACUUGGCCUGGUAUUUUUUUAAAGGUAGUAUAACAAAGGGUGUAAGUGACUACAUUUAACCAGUAACCCAUAACACCUUUGAAAAAAGUAGUGAAUUUAUUGUGGAUGACAAGUGUUCCACUACCUAUUGCAUUGACAAUAUCAGAGGUCCUAUAACGGUUUGUUCACAAGUUUAACCUGACUUGUUGACACAUUGGUAUGUAACCCAGUUGUUCAAAAAACUAGUCAAACUAUCUUAUUAUCGAUGUGAUCCUGAUAGAAAUGGACAUCACCAAUUUUGUAUAAAGUGACAAUCUGUCUUAAAAAAUGUUAUGUAAAAUACAAAGAUGUUGUGCCAGGAAACAUGUCCCAACUUUUUUUUCCUAAAUGAGAGAACAAUGUUUCAGGAACAUGGGUAUGAUUAAAUGAUUGACAAUAAAUCUUAUUUUGAUUAUACA